AUGCCCGGUCUAACAACAAGAGAUUCCUUCGUCUUCAAAUCAAUCUUCGAUCCAGAGGCAUCCGCAGCAUCCACCAAGCAUGCAUCCUCACAAACAUCACUGCCCGGAAUGGCAGAAGACAAGUUCUCCGACCGCAGAUCUGAUGAGCUCCAAAUCAUCUCUCAGCUGCACACCGGCACUUCAAAUCCAGAGACUAUCCACAAAGCUGUUCAAGAUCUCUCAUCACUGAUCGAGGAGUCACCUGGCUACGCCUCUGCGUACAUCAACCGCGCACAGGCAAGCCGCCUACUCAUUCCUACAAGCGGUCUCUUCACAUCCGAUCACGCCCAAGCAAGUGGACAGCUGCUCAGAGAUCUUCAAAAAGGCAUUCAGCUUGCUGAGCCCACCACCUCAGCCCAACAGCUCUCAACUCAUCAAACAACAGUCCUCGCAGCUGCUUACACACAUCGCGGCUUCCUGCUACUCAAGAUCGCCGACAUCAUCCGCAAUGGCGAGCAGGUCCAUGGUGUUGGUGACAAGCUCCAAUCAGCAUCUGCAGAGAGCGUCGAGGAGCAAGCAAGCCAGGACUUCGCCGCUGGAGGUCAAUACGGAAGCAAGGAAGCACGCGAGAUGGCUGUGAGAACCAAUCCUUACGCCAAGAUGUGUGGUGCUAUCGUCAAAGAGGCCAUCAGAAAGGAGGUCGAAGAGUGGAAGGCAGAUCAACUUUGUUGA
This is a messenger RNA of Aureobasidium namibiae CBS 147.97, 711 nucleotides long. RefSeq lists its product as uncharacterized. Gene Ontology annotation, biological process: cilium assembly. The transcript has a single exon. NCBI's taxonomy places the organism in Eukaryota, Fungi, Ascomycota, Dothideomycetes, Dothideales, Saccotheciaceae. The coding region runs from base 1 to 711 and encodes 236 amino acids. The record is from RefSeq and is a predicted model, not a curated record.